This is a messenger RNA of Striga hermonthica, 1425 nucleotides long. Lineage: Eukaryota; Viridiplantae; Streptophyta; Magnoliopsida; Lamiales; Orobanchaceae. The record is from the annotation of a GenBank genome assembly.
AUGUCGAAAGAAACCUCAGACAACAAACAACAAUGGAGGAAGCCGAAUCUUUCCCUCGAAAUACCCAACAGGCCGAUGGAAAUAUCUCCUCAAGAAGAUGUUCCCCCAACACAAACUCCCACACCAAGAAAAGUGAACUUCCUUGUCUCGCCGGGGCCCGGCCCGUCUGGCUCGAGGCUACUUGGAUCAUCAUCAUCAUCCGGGCCCACGUCAACCAGAGGGAAAUCAUCCAUCAGGAGCUUGCUGCCUAAAUUGAGCUUCAAGAACCGGAGUUCAGUUAAUAAUUCAGAUGUUGAGAAGGGUGCCAACGGUAGCCUUGACUCGAUUUAUCAUAGUAUUGUCGGGCAAGAUAAGGCCCCGAUAUCAAGAUCGUGGUCAUUUUCGAGAAUUUUUACGCCGAGGAUAAAAAGGACAUCUUCCUUGCCUUUUGUGAACUUGAAUCCGGACAGUAGUCACGGUGGAAGUGUGAACAGUCAUGUUAGUACAAAGGAAGUUGCACGUAUUUCCCGUUCGCUUUCUGUGCCGGUUGUAAGGAAAGAAAAGGGAAUUCAAAGGACGAAUUCUUUUUUCCGUGUAAUACCCUCGACUCCCAUGGUGAAGGAAGAGGACUCUGAAUUGGCAAUUGCCAUAAAGGAAGAUGAUGAAAACGUGGAGGGUGAUGGUGAAGAUAUACCCGAAGAAGAAGCCGUUUGCAGGAUUUGUUUGGUGGAGCUUUGUGAAGGUGGGGAGACCCUCAAGAUGGAAUGCAGCUGCAAAGGCGAACUCGCAUUGGCUCAUCAAGAGUGUGCCGUUAAAUGGUUCGUCAUCAAGGGUAACAAAACUUGCGAUGUUUGCAAGCAGGAAGUCCGGAAUCUUCCAGUCACUCUUUUACGUAUUCAGAGCACCGCAAAUCGAGAUUCUAGGCCACGUGUUGCUAGAGAGAUGGAAUUCAACGGAUACAGGGUUUGGCAGGAAUUGCCUAUUCUCGUCAUUGUCAGCAUGCUUGCCUACUUUUGUUUCCUCGAGCAGCUUCUAGUUAAGAAAAUGGAUACGAGUGCAAUUGCUAUAUCCGUUCCAUUUUCGUGUGCACUAGGCCUCAUCUCAUCUAUCACCUCCUCAACUAUGGUGAAGAGAAGAUUCGUGUGGAUCUAUGCAGCAAUUCAGUUCACCCUUGUGGUUGUCUUUGCUCAUAUCUUCUACAGCCUGGUUCAAGUGCAAGCAGUUGUGUCAAUCCUUCUCUCGACAUUCGCGGGAUUUGGUGUGGCCAUGAGUGGAGCUUCCAUUUUUGUGGAGAUCCUUAGGUGGAGAGAAAGAAACAAUGGUGCCACAAACCAGUCAAAUUCUAGUCCUAGUCGAGCUCCUCCACCAAGCCUUAUACCAACACCGCCCUUAAACAGUCCUACACGACUUAAUCAAGAUGAAGUUGAAAAUCCAAGAACCGCUUAG